AUGUCCAACCCUCUCCUACUCAUCUUGAACAGGGAGACAUGGUUAAAGGUGGCGGAACACGACGGUGGACAUUGGGACGGGAAACACAUGGAGGCCGCGGCUGUCGUAUCAGGUCUAGAAAGCUUCAGGCUCGUGAAGGCGACGAAAGAGGGGGAACUCGUUCCGUGUUACGGCGGGAACGACCUGCAGCCACAUUUCCCGAUGGCGAUAUGGCACCCAUGUGGGCACUUCGAAGCCGUGUUCAAGGUUGAACCCCAGCCGGCAGCCAAAGAGUCCGUUGCAGCGAAGGAGCCCACCGCAGCCAAGGAGCCCGGCGCAGCGAAGGAGCCCACCGCCCCAGGGGAGGCCGCUGCCCUCGAGGAGCCCGUCGCAGCAAUAGAGUCCGCCGCACCCAAAAAGCCUGUCGCGGGGAAAAAGCCCGCCGCCCCGGAGAGACCCGCCGCCCCCGAGGAGCCCACUGCAGCGAAGGAGCCCACCGUCCCGGAGGAGGCCACCGCCCCCGAGGAGCCCGCUGCAGACAAGGAGCCUGUCGCAGUGAAGGAGCCCGCCGAACCCAACGAGUCCGCAGAAGCGAAGGAGCCCACUGCAGCGACGGAUCCUGGCGUGAUCAACAAGCCCGCCGCCCACGAUGACUCUGUCGCAACCAGGGACCCCGCCGCCGCAGCCGAGGAGCCCGUCAUCAUCAAGCAGCCUUCCGCAGACAAGAAGACCGCCGCAGUCAAGCAGGGUGGAGACGGCUGGGUUCUCGUGGGCAAGAAUGGGCGCCCGACGACUGCGGGUGGUGGUGGUGGCUUAGGCAUGGAUGAGCGCGCCGAGAGGAGCAGCGUCAUCAACAAGGUGUGUUUCAUGUAG
Messenger RNA from Ectocarpus sp. CCAP 1310/34, 852 nucleotides. Lineage: Eukaryota; Phaeophyceae; Ectocarpales; Ectocarpaceae. The record is from the annotation of a GenBank genome assembly.